AGCUCAGGAUGAAGGUCUGUCUCACUCUGAUCUGCCUCCUCUUCCUCACUCUGCAGGAUGGAGACGCUGCAGGAACUCGUGCAGGAAAGGAAGGAGAAAACAUCACAGUUGGAUUUAAAUUUAGUUUUUCUGGAAGCCCAAUGUACUUCUGCAAGGAAAACUGUGAAGGAGAAAAUAUUCUGAUUGAAACAAAAGAAAACACAGCUCAGAAAGGCAGAUACAGCAUUGAGUGGGUAAAAAAUGAUUUUAUGUCAUAUGUUUUCUUUGUGAGCAUCUCAGAACUGAAACGGUCUGACUCAGGAUGGUACCGAUGUGCUUUGGGUUCAAUCACAUAUCGAUAUGAAGAUUUUUAUCUGGAUGUGACUGAAGCUUCAAACAGUUUAGAACCAAACUGGACCCUGGAAACUUUUACAGCAACAUUUCUAUCAUCAACUUCUGUAACAACAGCAGCAACAUUAACACAAAGGUUGAUUUCCUCUUCAUCUACAACCAUCCAACAGACCACAAUAUUAUCUGAACCCAAUGGUGAAACAUUUCCGCUGCUUUAUGUGGGUCUGGGUCUGGCCGUCCUGAUCGUCUUGUUAGCGACGGUUCUGCUGAUUUACUGCCAGAGGAAACGCUUCCAUCAACAGAAAGGUCUGCAGCUUUAUGUGAUUCUGACUCUGAUCGCCAAGAUCAUCUUGUUAUCGACGCCUUUGGUGAUUUUCUGCUGGAACAGUUGGGCCAUGAAAAGCAAAGAUCUGCAGCUUUAUGUGAUUCUGACUCUGAUCGCCAAGAUCAUCUUGUUAUCAACACCUUUGGUGAUUUUCUGCUGGAAGUGGCGAUCCGCCAUGAUAAACAAAGAUUCUGCUGUGGGAACCGAGUCUGAUGACGUCUCUCAGAUCGAUCCAGAACUGGAGGAAAUCAAAGAGGACAGACAGAACAAUUCACCUGCUGAGGAAAUAUCUUCAGUUUAUUCCUGAACUAAACUCUGAAAUAAUCAGAUGAGAGAUGAAAACUUAUCGUUUCGUGUUUUCACAAAAAAUGUUUUCUAGUUGUUUAAAACUUGGUUAAAAUAUGUUCAUGCCAUGAAUGUUACAGAAGAUGUUUAACCCAUAACUAUAUUAUAUAAGUCUCUGCAGAAAUAUAUUUCAGACUUUGGCUAAAUAAACUGUUAUGUCUUUAAGUUGUAACUAACUCAUCCCUUGACAAAUUUAGAAAAAUUGCUGUCCUUUAAUUCAACACAACCUCAUGUGUGAGUUUAUGUUGGGUUUUUUUUAAAUAAAAAUGUAAAAAAGCAUUAUAUGCUGUUGUGACACAUUGGACUGAUUUCUUAAAACAGUAAAACCUACAAACAUGUAAAUUGGAUCAUUUUUAUAACUUGGUAUGCAAACAUAUUGUGUCCGUUUCUAAAACCUG
Messenger RNA from Xiphophorus maculatus (southern platyfish), 1398 nucleotides. RefSeq lists its product as uncharacterized. Gene Ontology annotation, cellular component: cell surface. Bases 9 to 962 code for a protein of 317 amino acids. Lineage: Eukaryota; Metazoa; Chordata; Actinopteri; Cyprinodontiformes; Poeciliidae. Gene Ontology annotation, molecular function: signaling receptor activity. The transcript is spliced from 8 exons. The record is from RefSeq and is a predicted model, not a curated record.